Vigna radiata var. radiata (mung bean) is the source of this 1216-nucleotide messenger RNA. RefSeq lists its product as uncharacterized. Gene Ontology annotation, molecular function: S-adenosylmethionine-dependent methyltransferase activity. The record is from RefSeq and is a predicted model, not a curated record. NCBI's taxonomy places the organism in Eukaryota, Viridiplantae, Streptophyta, Magnoliopsida, Fabales, Fabaceae. Bases 216 to 1100 code for a protein of 294 amino acids. The transcript has 2 exons.
UAUAUCAUAAAAUAUAAGAAACUUGUCUCUCAUUUCCACGCUUCUUGUCUCUCUCACGUAGAAAACGGAAAACGAGGAAUUGUUUGUUUCAACCAAAAUGACAUCACACUAUUUGAUGCACCAUCGCCAUUAACGUCAAAUAAACCUUCGAAGAUCUAAACCUUCGAAGAUCCAAACCUUCCACUUUGUACUACCAAACUAUAACUAAUCAAAGAAUGGGAAAAAUAGCAAGCAAAGAAUGGACGCGGAUCUACCUCAUCUACGGAAUGGAUCAGUGGCAAACCUUCGUCUUCCUUCUCUGCCAAGCCGUUCUCUUCUCGAUUCUCUCACUACUCUACCUUCACUACUUCAACCAAAUCUCCAGCCUUUUUGAGAACCUUCUCUCCAUCGCCGCUGUACACCGCAGCGCCGCCCGCUUCACGGCAGGGUUCACCGGCUCCGUCACGGCGCUCUCUGCCCUCUGCCUCUUCUACGCGGCGGCGAACUUUUUCUACUCCGCAGUGCCUCUCCAUUCUGAGAUGGCGCAGCGCAUGGUGGACACCGUCAACGAGUGGUCCACGGUGCGCUUAGCGCUUGACCUUGGCUGCUGCGGCCGCGGCAUUUUGCUGAAUUCAUUAGCCGCCCGCCUUAAAAAGGAAGGAGGUUCGGGUCGGGUGAUUGGAUUCAGCGGUCCGAAUAAGACUAGGUUAGCGGCGACGCUUCGGGCCGCUAAGGUAGAGGGAGUGGAGAAGUAUGUGACAUGCCGCACAGGCGACCCGACCAAACUGCCGUUCUUGGACGGCAGCUUCCACGUUGUGGUGUCCGGGACGUUUUUGCACACGGUGGGGAGGGGGCUCAGGGCGGAGGUGGCUGCGGCGGAGAGGGGAAGGGCGAUGGCGGAGGUGGUGAGGGUGUUGAAGGAGGGCGGCGUUGGGGUGGUGUGGGACCUUGUGCACGUGCCGGAGUACGUGCGGCGGUUGCAAGACAUGAAAAUGGAAGACAUAAGAGUGAGCGAGCGCGUGACUGCGUUCAUGGUUAGCAGCCACGUCGUGUCGUUCCGAAAGCCCACUCAACACGUGCAUGGCCCACCUGAGGUUAGGUUGGAUUGGAGAUUCUGCUGACGUGGAUUUUCUCACAAACACACUACUGUCUAUGGAGAGUGAUGUCCUAUAUACAAACAGAACAAAACCAUUUUGUAUUUUUGUCUCAGUUUUUCCUUUUUUAUUUUCACAAUAAU